This is a messenger RNA of Fusarium oxysporum Fo47, 630 nucleotides long. RefSeq lists its product as uncharacterized. The coding region runs from base 1 to 630 and encodes 209 amino acids. The transcript has a single exon. NCBI's taxonomy places the organism in Eukaryota, Fungi, Ascomycota, Sordariomycetes, Hypocreales, Nectriaceae. The record is from RefSeq and is a predicted model, not a curated record.
AUGUUCUCCUUCACUGCUAUUCUCACCGCUGCUUCGGCUACUCUGGUCUCUGCUGGUGCCCUCCCUCGCCGUGGAGCUAGCUCUGCCAGCAUCACUCCUCGCGCUGAGUACUCCAGCAGCAUUGAUGUCAUCGGUUGCAAGAUCGACACUAACCGCGUCGCCUACUGGCCUGAUCUCGUUGGCUGCGACGAUAUCUGCAUCGAGGUCUUCAACGAGGGUCGUUCCCUGUACCUCCUCCGCAUUGGCCAGUCUGGCGGUGACUACGGUAUCUCCAAUGAUGCCUGGAACUACCUCACCCACGGCGAGUCUGCCACCGAGGGUCCCCGUGAGAGUGGUGGCGUUGAUAUGAACUAUGAGGUAGUUAGCGUCUCCAAGUGUGAGAGCCUCAUGACGGACGGCAAGCUGCCGCUCUCUGCCGUCAACAGCAUGAACUACCUCACAUCGUGCCUCAGUCAGCCCGAGAGCUGGGUGGCUCGGAACUAUAACCUCUACAAUAUCAACGACCCCGCUUGCAAAUCCGGUGUCGACGAGAUCUGCCACCUCGACAUCGCCAUCAGCAACCAGCCCGUCUGUGCCAGCGGCCUCGGGAUCGCCGCGGUGCUCAACGGCAACAUAGUCAACAAGUAUUGA